AUGAAGUCCGUGGAGGCACUCGUAUUGGAUUUAAGUCGAUAUGUCAGCAGAAAGAUGUGGUCCGAUACUAUUACCAAGCCUUCAUUGGUUGCCGGUAAAUUGGACAGCCGAGGACAGGAAAGAAGGGCACCUUUGAAGACAUGGGCUGAAUUGAGUGUUGGCGGUAUAGCAGGCGCAGUCUCACAGACCGUAGCAUACCCGUUCGAGGUGAUACGACGUAGAAUGCAAGUUUACGGAGCGUUUGAUCCUUCAAAGUUUGUUGGCAUUUGGCAGACAACAAAGACAAUUUGGAACACCAGUGGAUUUAGAGGAUUUUUUGUAGGAUUGAGCAUUGGAUACCUGAAGGUCACACCCAUGGUGGCUGUUUCUUUCACGGUUUAUAACAGAAUGAAACUACUAAUGAACAUUGAUUGA
Molecule: messenger RNA, 414 nt
Organism: Acaulospora colombiana
Lineage: Eukaryota; Fungi; Glomeromycota; Glomeromycetes; Diversisporales; Acaulosporaceae
Source: the annotation of a GenBank genome assembly